Messenger RNA from Rotaria socialis, 318 nucleotides. The record is from the annotation of a GenBank genome assembly. NCBI's taxonomy places the organism in Eukaryota, Metazoa, Rotifera, Eurotatoria, Philodinida, Philodinidae.
AUGUCUAUCGCUAUUGAAAAAAUAUCUCUUUAUCUUACUAUUGUUCUCUUAUGCGCAUUGUUCAUUGGUGCACAUGCGACAAAUGAUGCUGAUCACAGUAUUUCAUCAAAUGGUAAUCAAAAACUAUCGUACGCUUUUCAUGUUAUGGCUAAAAGACGAUUUUUACCAACACGAAGUGAAUCGUAUCAAUACAUCAAUGAUGAUGUGAAUGACUCAAAUGAUGAAGAUCGAAGUCAUCUCAAUGCUAAACGAUAUUUUUUAAAAUCGAAACGUUACUUUCUCAACAGUAAACGUUUUGCUAAAAACGAAUACGAAUAA